Aspergillus homomorphus CBS 101889 is the source of this 1948-nucleotide messenger RNA. RefSeq names its product pepsin-like aspartic protease. The record is from RefSeq and is a predicted model, not a curated record. The coding region runs from base 451 to 1830 and encodes 459 amino acids. Gene Ontology annotation, biological process: proteolysis. The transcript is spliced from 3 exons. Lineage: Eukaryota; Fungi; Ascomycota; Eurotiomycetes; Eurotiales; Aspergillaceae. Gene Ontology annotation, molecular function: aspartic-type endopeptidase activity.
CCCUGCUAUACAUUAGCCGCCGCCUGCGACCUCCAUAAAGGGCUUAGAUCCCCCACGCCUCCCAAGUCUCCAACGACGAAUCUGCCUGAUCACUUUGUAUCCCCGAGGAUCCUGUGGGCUGCCAAGCAGAGCCUCCGCCUUAUCGUCCCACCGGAGGAAGUCAAAUCCUAGAAAAAAAGGGUCAAAGGGUCAAAAGGUUCAAGUGCAAGGUUACAUAGCCCCAGAGCCAAGGGAUCUUGUCACUGUUGUGGCUUAGUUUAGCCCAUAGUCUAGCGGAGCCCCGAGACUUGCCACUGAAUUCGAUUCAGGGACCGUUGAUGGUUAAGCGAUACCCUGACGCAGUCAAGCUCCCCAACAUUUCCGAUCGUUCAAAACCCCCUGCGGUGCUACUACACCCUCCUGUUCGAUCGACACCGUCACCUACCCUGCCAGUCAACCCAGUAGUCGAUCAUGAAGAACACGCUCCUCCUCUCCUUGGCCUGGUUAUCCCAAUCAGCCUAUGCUCUCACCCUCCACGAGCGCGCUGAGCCCGCCACAGUCCAGUAUGAUAUUCAACGGCGACAGGCCUCGGGUCACCAUCGGCACAAACGAUCUAAUCCCGUGUCAUCGGGGAUCACCAACAAUGAAGUGGAUUACACGAUGACCCUUAACCUCGGCACCCCCAAGCAGCAAGUCGAGGUGAUCUUAGAUACUGGCAGUAGCGACCUCUGGGUAAAUGCGCACAACUCAACCUCCAACAACCCUUAUGGCGAUUUCGAUGCAUCCUCCUCCUCCACAUACAAGUACGUCAACGACGACUUUAGGAUUGAGUACGUGGACGGAAGCGCAGCAAUCGGAGACUAUGUGACAGACACUGCCUCCUUCGGGAACGUGACUCUGACGAACUUCCAGUUCGGCGUCGCCGAAAAAAGUAGCACCCAACAGGGUGUACUUGGUAUCGGGUACGCGAGCAGCGAGUUCGCCGAGCUGAUAGACCAUGAGGAGUACGCGAACCUUCCAGAGGCUCUCGUGAACCAAGGCUACAUCCAAUCCACCGCAUACAGUCUCUGGCUGGACGACAUCGACGCGGGCAAGGGCACGAUCCUGUUCGGCGGGAUCAACACCGCCAAGUACAUCGGCAGCCUCCACGCCCUACCCAUCCAAGCCGAGCAAGGCGAAUACACGGAGCUGACCGUCAGUCUGAGCGGGGUGCAUGUCACCAAAUCCGGCAAGGAGAUCAGCAUCAACAACACCGCGUUGCCGGUCCCGGUCGUUCUGGACAGCGGUACCUCGCUGACCUACCUGCCUACGGGGACCGCGCUGGACAUCAUGAACGCGGUGGGCGCCGUCUACUACGAGAGCCAGGGGCUGGCGGUUCUAAGCUGCGACAAGGCGGACACGGACUAUGAGAUCGUUUUCGCCUUCUCCGGCUUCAACCUCUCCAUCAAUCUCGGCGACCUCCUCGUGGAAUCCGCCUUCGGGUACUGCGCCUUCGGCAUCGCCCCGGAAAUCCCCGGCAGCGACGGCGUCUACCUGCUCGGCGACACCUUCCUGCGCAGCGCGUACGUCGUCUACGACCUCGCCAACAACGAGAUCCACCUCGCCAAGACCAACACCAACCCCGGUCCCGACCAUAUCCUCGAGAUCGGCGCGGGAACCAGUGCGGUACCCCAGGUGACCGGCACCGCGAACACCCAAACCGCGGGUGCCACCACCGCCGCGGCGACGGGCCACUCGACCGGUAAGAGUGACUCGGAGGAUAAGAAGGAGAACUCGGCGGCUGUCUCGCGCAGUGACCUCGCAACUCUCCUUCUGGGGUCCUCCUUUGUGGUCCUGCUCUUGGGUUUGUAGAUGUUCGAUUUUUCGGGAUGGCCCUUGUUCCCUCUCCCAGUGUAUAUAUUCUAGAGAUGUUUUCACGAUGAUGAGCGGCAUCCAUUUUUAUCUAUGCAUUUAAUACACAUAUGAUCAC